This is a messenger RNA of Pisolithus orientalis, 474 nucleotides long. RefSeq names its product dUTPase-like protein. The coding region runs from base 1 to 474 and encodes 157 amino acids. The record is from RefSeq and is a predicted model, not a curated record. Gene Ontology annotation, biological process: dUMP biosynthetic process; dUTP catabolic process. The transcript is spliced from 6 exons. Lineage: Eukaryota; Fungi; Basidiomycota; Agaricomycetes; Boletales; Pisolithaceae. Gene Ontology annotation, molecular function: magnesium ion binding; dUTP diphosphatase activity.
AUGCAGAAAAAAGAAACAAGAAAGAAAGACGAGCCUCAGCUGCUUGUCAAGAGAUUAUCAGACAAGGCCAGGUUGCCCACUCGUGGCUCCGCCCUCGCCGCAGGCUAUGACUUGUACAGUGCCGAAGACAAAGUCAUCCCUGCCCGAGGGAAAGCCAUGGUAGACACUCAGCUCUCAAUAGCUGUACCUCCAGGGACAUAUGGACGCGUCGCUCCUCGCAGUGGCCUCGCUUCAAAAUUCAUGAUAGAUACCGGCGCCGGGGUCGUUGACGCAGACUACCGUGGCGUAAUUUUCGUUCUCCUUUACAACUUUUCGGACACAGAUUUUCAUGUUCAAGAGGGUGAUCGUAUCGCCCAGCUUAUCCUCGAGAGAAUCUAUACCCCAGAGGUGUUGGAAGUUGAAAGCCUGAACGAAACUGCUAGAGGGAGCAAUGGCUUCGGCUCUACAGGUGGACAUAAACUGCUGUCUUCUUGA